AUGUCAUCGGUUUGUCCUAGUGGAUUAAGUGAUCUCUUGAGAAGACCGGUCGAACUUCAAAAGUUCAAAGCGAAGUAUGAAAAGUACUACGCAAGAGCCUGUGAUUCUACCUACAUUCAUAUGUUGAGUGCGUUGUUUCAUCAUGAUGCUGUGAAAGUUUUUAAAAUCUCCCAAAAGCAUUGCGUUGAUGUAUAUUCUGAACUGACCAACAUUGCAUUCAAAAUAAUGAAUUUUGAGAUAAUUGAAAAUGGAGAUGAGAGCAGUGAAACAGAAGAUAAUGGAUCCACCGAUGAACGUUAUGAUUUUAUGAAAAUGAAAGAGGUGAAAGGAAUUUUCGCUGACGACGGUCGGUCUAAUAUGGCAUUAACGGUCAAGGACUUUAAAAGAGUUUUGAGGGAACACUUGCUCAAAGAAAUAAAAGGGUUUAGGCAAUUCUGGGAGUCUGUAUGCGAGGUAACGGUAAUGCGUCUGGCGCAUGAGAUGAAGGUAAAGAUUUGA
Huiozyma naganishii CBS 8797 is the source of this 498-nucleotide messenger RNA. RefSeq lists its product as uncharacterized. The record is from RefSeq and is a predicted model, not a curated record. Bases 1 to 498 code for a protein of 165 amino acids. Lineage: Eukaryota; Fungi; Ascomycota; Saccharomycetes; Saccharomycetales; Saccharomycetaceae. The transcript has a single exon.